UGAAUAUCCGUAUAAAGGACUGAUCGAGAGGGAACUACGAAUUUAAACUUUAUUCGCUAUACUCGAGCGAAGAGUCGGAUGAGUUAAGCCUAGAUCGUGGAAACCGGUUGCUCUGUGCCGAACCUCGGACUUCACGACAGUCAGUCGUCGGUCACGGCACACGCGGUCGUUCGUUACGUUGUUCUCCUCGAACGAGCACACUUGUACGUCAUGCUACCACAUCUCGUACCAGUUUUUUAAAAAUAUUUCGUAUCCCCCGCAUCACAUUUGCGGAUAGGGACGUGUGCAUAGAUACCUCGGACACCGCGUAACAGUAUUUCUUCCUCGCGAUUUUUAUUUCAAAGUUAGUAUUACCUCGUGCCAAAGGAAUUCGUUUAAUUGCCUGAGCGGUAGCUUCGAAAUCUUUAUCUAGUAUGUGACACAACAUUGGAUGUGCGCGUGCACGUGAAGAACCAGCGAUCGUUUUGCCAGUUCAUCGAUUUACCCAAACGAUCUUAAAUUGAAAGUAAACGUUCUUCAUUUUAAUUAAAUUAAAUUUGCGAAAGAAAUAAACGACCUUAUCCCGACUCUCUACGUUCGACGAAUGUAAAGUUCUUUGUUGUGCUGGAAUUCAAUCGCAUUCUGCUCUUCGGAAAAUAUCUAUUGAAUAACAAGCAGGAGGGAGAAGGCGAGAGUCAAUACGGAAGAAAUAAAAGGAGUGGAAUCGUAACGUCAAGUUCUGUGUAAUUGAAACAAGUUAUCUGAUUUAAACCGAACUGUUCUUUGAUUAAAAAUAACGCGUUCGUUUCGGAAAUACGAUAAACUUCUCUUUCAAAAACGUGAAAGAUAUUCGUGAUGCUCUUACCUGGGGAAUAUUCAGAAUGAAACAAAAUUUGGACGUGCAACGCGACUACAAGUGAUCUGCUCAUCGCGACUAAAUAUAAAGAAAACUAUUUAUAAAAUCGAGCAGUUGGUAGGCGCUUAUCAGCAAUCGAACAUAUCGUUCACUAAUCAACUACCCAAGUCGCUUCCAAGAGCCGAGAAUGCUGGAAACACAGGAGAGAGGAUACUUUCAUUGGGCAGAUUGGCUGGUGUUCGCUCUGAUGCUCGUCGUAUCUGCCGCCGCAGGAUUAUGGCAUUACAGAAGAGCGCAGAAGUCGAGCACGGAAGAUUAUCUCUUAGGAGGAAGGAGCAUGGCCCUCUUCCCCGUGUCCGCUUCCCUCGUCGCCAGCUUUAUAUCCGGCGUAACGAUCCUCGGGACACCGUCGGAGAUAUACAAUUUUGGAACCCAAUAUUGGAUCACUAUUAUCUCAAUAUUUUUCUCCGGUCUCGUGGUAGCUCUCGUUUAUGCUCCAGUAUUCGUCAAUUUGGGAUUAAAUUCCGUUUACGAGUAUUUGGAGAUAAGAUUCAAUCGCGGUGUAAGGACUCUCAUAUCGUUGAUCUUCGUCAUUGACGUGGUUCUUUACCAAUCGAUCGUGAUCUACGUUCCAGCAUUGGCGUUGAACCAAGUGAGCGGAAUUAAUGUGCAUUUGAUUGGGGUCAUUGUGUGCCUCGUGUGCGUGUUCUAUACCGUUCUGGGUGGUAUCAGGGCAGUAGUUUGGACUGAUGCACUUCAAGUUGGAGUUAUGAUUGCCGGCGUUCUGACUGUUACUGCAUUGGGUACUUAUCAAAUUGGAGCUGCUGAGAUAUGGAAGAGAGCCCAAGAAACCGGCAGAAUUCAAUUUUUAAACUUUGAUACGUCUCCUUAUGCAAGGCACACAGUGUGGACCGUUUUGAUUGGUUCGUGGCUGUAUUCUACUGCUUAUAUAGCCGUGAAUCAAACUAUGGUUCAACGUUACAGAUCGCUCAAAGAUCUCAAAACGUCCAAACUAUCGUUAGCAAUAUUCACUAUUAGUAUUAUGUUAUUCAUUUCACUAUGUUGCUGGUGCGGCUUGGUACUCUUAGCUUGGUGGGCUCCGCCUAAAUGCGACCCUAGAGCUACUGGCUUAAUCACCGCUGAUGAUCAAUUAUUGCCCGCUUAUGUAAUGCAAGUCGCCAAAGAUUUGCAUGGCGUGCCGGGCCUAUUUAUUGCUGCAAUUUUUGGAGCGGCUCUCAGUACCCUCUCCGUGGGUUUUAAUUCGACAUCGGUGGUAGUUUUGGAAGAUUUUAUCAAGGGCUGCUUUGGUAUGAAACUGAGCGACAGGUGCUCCACGAUCUUCGUGAAAUGUUUGGUUGUCGUCCUCGGCUCGAUAGCCAUGGGCUUAUUGUUCUUGGUUGAGAAAUUGGGAGGAGUUUUAGUAAUAACUGGAAGUCUAGCAGCCAUUGCCGCAGGCACUUCCUUCGGAGUAUUCACAUUAGGCAUACUUUUCCCAUGGGCAAAUUCCAAGGGCGCGUUUAUGGGUGCAAUCGUGGGAUUCCUGAUCGCUGGCUGGGCGAGUUUAGGUGCAAACUGGUCUCUCGGUGCCGGGUUGCUAGUUCCUAAGAAACUUUCGGUGCCCCUCUCUCAUUGUCCGGGCAAUAUCUCCGAAAGUUUCCGUAAGCAGUUUGAUCAUCCAGAUGAAGACGAAGUAUUUCCCCUUUAUCGAUUAUCGUACCACUGGUUCACCGGUCUGGGUACGCUAAUUGUUAUCGUCGUAGGUAGUCUCAUCAGUUUUUGGACAGGUCCUACGAAUCCUGCUACCGUUGACAAGAAAUUAUUUUCGCCGCUCAUUCACUCGUGGUUACCCAAACCUAAACACGAGACUGUCGUCAACGCUGAAAGUGCCCCAGGGACGAGUGAAACAAAGGCAACGACUAAUCUCUUACUCUCCGAUUUGAAAAAGAAGAGGAGAAAUCAAAAUUUUCCCAAUGGCGUCACAACAUAGUGCCACGCAUAUCGAAUUUCUACAGUUCACUGAACGUUUAUCAACAACGGAACUGAACCAUUGCUGCACUACUGAAAGCGCUGAUCUAUUCAGAGCAAAGUUCUAGAGGUUUCAUACCGUGAAAUUUAUUUUCAAUUCAAGGCAGAGAUAGAUAUAGUUCGUGUUUUAUCUACUCAGCAUCAGUUGUAGAUCGACCGAUGAGUCGUAGAUCGACUUGUUCAAGCAGAAAUACACAUUACGAUUUCAUGUAUUAAACUAUAUAGUUUUAUAUGACUUGUAGGAGAUAAUAAACUUUUGUAUUUUAUUUGAUUAA
This is a messenger RNA of Ceratina calcarata, 3135 nucleotides long. RefSeq names its product Sodium/solute co-transporter-like 5A11. Gene Ontology annotation, biological process: transmembrane transport; sodium ion transport. The transcript is spliced from 16 exons. Gene Ontology annotation, molecular function: symporter activity. The record is from RefSeq and is a predicted model, not a curated record. Gene Ontology annotation, cellular component: membrane. The coding region runs from base 1023 to 2822 and encodes 599 amino acids. NCBI's taxonomy places the organism in Eukaryota, Metazoa, Arthropoda, Insecta, Hymenoptera, Apidae.